Molecule: messenger RNA, 1703 nt
Organism: Amoebophrya sp. A120
Lineage: Eukaryota; Dinophyceae; Syndiniales; Amoebophryaceae
Source: the annotation of a GenBank genome assembly
AGCAUCGUGCAGCACGUUUGGAGAUUCAUGCCGAUCGUUUUUGGGUCAUUUGGUUGUUUGCAGAAGUGCCUGAUGCAGUGGCACAUGGUCGCUCAUCACUGCAAGAUGCUGUAGUUUCCAGUAGUAUGAUCUUCAUCUUUUGUCCCAGCUAAAAACGCAUCGCUUGUUACGAUGCGACAAGCAGCGGGCCGCCACCACCUAGAUUUUCUGGUGUUGCUGAAAGGCACACGAGUAAUGGUUAUGAUUUUGGUCAUCCUAGUGACUACCGCGGUUCGAUGUGCAGCUACCAAGCAGCUGGUCGAAGACGAAGCGGCUUACCAGCGAGAAAAUUUUGAACACAAGGCGAAGGAACUCGAGGAUUACACCGGAAUCGGUUCAGGACGAGCCGCCUUGCCGGGGAUUUUGUCGAAGCCCAACAGCAACAAGCAGAAGCAGCUCCACCUUGCGGAUAGUGCGGAAGCACAACACAGUCACAGUGCUCACAGCGCGUCUAACGAAGGUCUGGAGGAAGCAGAUCGUGCCUAUGGCUCCAACGCGGAGGACAGCAGUACCAGCAGCGAAGCCCCACCAACCUCGUUUGUCAACCGCGAAGGAAAACGUGAAAGCCAAGGCGAAGGGCGCGAGCGCGGUAGUAGAAGGAGACGGCGGCGAAGAAGGGUAUGAUAGUGUCAGCUAGGGAGGUGGAAUCGACCAUCAAGUGCAUUUUAAUAUUGAUGGCAAAAUGUUAAUCGCUUUCGCUCUUCGCGCAUGUUCGUAGCACGGAGAGUGUCUGAGCUUUCCGUGGUACAUUUGAAUUUUCUCAAUGUCGACUUUUUGGCAAACUUGGCUUCCCGCCUGACGCUCACAUACGCUAGGGGAAGUAGCGGGGACGGGGACAGCUACGAGGAGGUGACCAAAGCGACGAGGGACCAAUACGGCAACUCGGCCACUGUGAAUGCCAGAGGCGACGUGGACGCAGACGGUGUGAGGUUGAACAUGAUACGACGCAUGAAUUUCUUCGUUUUGCGUACAUUUCUGGCCGGCCUCGAACAUCUCGAUCUCGAUCAGAAUGAUGCAUAAGCAACGUCGAUCUCCAUCUCGCUGACAAUGAAGAUCAAAUUAAUCAAAGCGUGCAACUAACGAGACAGGAAAGUGCUCAGCACUUGCAUAGUGGAAAGCCAAAGCUUAAGGUGUAGUUUUUGAAUAGAUUCAGACGAAGUUGAUGAGACUGACAGUGGGGCUUGGUAGAACAAAUAUAAGAUCCUGGAGAUGAGGACGAGCAUCAAGUACAACGCGUCAAAAUUUGACGAAAUUGCAUAAGGGCAAGGGGGUGGUACCGGGUCCGUCGGGAAUUCCGCCCAGCAGGAGGACGACGGCGAAUUUACAACUACGAAUAAGGUAAAGGUCAAGCUAAGAAUCGGCAGCAACGACAAUGCGCGCGUCCGUGUCAGAAGCACAACCUCCAUUCCAGCAGCGACCACCGAGGACGACCCAGGUGGACCGUAUGAAGCACCGAGACUACACCGCUAAAAUGAAGCGUAAAAAUGAAGUAUCUGGAGGUCGUAUGAAAAAUGUGAAGGAAAGAAGUAGCCACAGUUUUUACACGUGCAAACUACACAGGCAGGAUCAAUUAGAUGCCACCAUUUAAGUAUCGACACCACAAUCAGGAGAUGAAAAAAAGCUAUCCAGUGGCAGUGCCAUCGAAGGCAGCACGCGGGCUCGGC